AUGGCAUUCUUCACUGAAACGCUCGGCAUGGUCCUGGUGCGAGUGUACCCGGCCGACGACCCGGCAACAGCCGUGGUGGCCGGCCACGGCGUGACUGUCCGCCUCCAGCGCGGCGCUGACGGCAUGGCUGGCACCAUGGUCCUUCGUGUCGCUGAUCCAGACGCGGUGGCCGACGGCGAGCGAGCCAUCUUGGCACCGAACGGAUGCCGCAUCAGGCUUGAGCAUGCUGCGCCGCCGCUUGUUGUCCCACCCGUCCUCCCCGAGCUGGUGGUGACUCGCGCCGGUGCCACUGAUGCGUGGGGAGUCGGCCGCGCUGGCAUGGCCUAUCGCGAUCUCAUCCCGUCACGGCUUGGUGGCGCGGUCAUCGCCUCGCACAUCCGCAUUCCCGGCGGAGGCGAGGUUCCCGACUCGGUCCACUUUCACGACGUCUCGUUCCAGCUCAUCUACUGCUACCGCGGCUGGGUCGAGGUCGUCUACGAGGACCAGGGCCCGCCGUUCCGGCUAACCGCAGGAGCGUGUGUCAUCCAGCCGCCACUCAUCCGCCACCGCGUCCUCCGCGCAUCAUCUGAUCUCGAGGUCAUCGAGCUCGGCGUGCCCGCAGAGCACAUGACGACCAUCGACCACGAUCUUACGCUCCCCACCUCUGCGCAUCUCCCGAAGCGGCGGUUCUCGGGCCAGGCGUUUGUCCAUUUCACGCCGUCACAGGCAGUCUGGGCUCCCGCGCGCAUCCCGGGCCUGGCAGCCUGCGACACCGGCGUCGCUGCCGCCACACUCGGCAAGGCUUCUGUCUCGAUCGUCGCCCACCCUGCCGUCGGCGAUCGCGUCACGUCGACUCCACGCCUCCACCACUCUGCCGACAUUCUCUUCACCUUUGUUCUCGAUGGCUCGCUCACUCUUUCCACACCCUCACGGACAGACUCUCUCGCUGCGGGCGAUGCCUUUCUUGUUCCCGCCGGCAUGCCGUCCUCUCUCUGCGAUCUCUCUGACGAUCUGCAACUCCUCGAGGUUGCUCUCCCCGGCGUCUUUGACUCGGAGGCCGUCGUCUAG
Messenger RNA from Thecamonas trahens ATCC 50062, 1047 nucleotides. RefSeq lists its product as uncharacterized. The record is from RefSeq and is a predicted model, not a curated record. Bases 1 to 1047 code for a protein of 348 amino acids. The transcript has a single exon. Lineage: Eukaryota; Apusomonadida; Apusomonadidae.